Suillus plorans is the source of this 1257-nucleotide messenger RNA. RefSeq lists its product as uncharacterized. Lineage: Eukaryota; Fungi; Basidiomycota; Agaricomycetes; Boletales; Suillaceae. Bases 1 to 1257 code for a protein of 418 amino acids. The record is from RefSeq and is a predicted model, not a curated record. The transcript is spliced from 2 exons.
AUGCGCUUACUAGUACUUCUCUGCGUCUUCCUUUACCUCGUUGGAGUGAUCCGAGCUGCACCUACAACAAAUACAACAGAUACUACUAGUGACAUUUUUAAAGCCCCAUCGUUCACCACCAGAACCCUAUGGAGCAUCAUUUCUAGCUCCGUUCUCACUCUUUUUGCAUGCGUUUACAGUGCCAUCCACCCUAAUAUUCCGAGUCCUAAGCACAGCGGCUACCCUCAUACUCUAUGGCGACAACUUGGCAUGAUGAUAAUGGCACUGAUCCUUCCUGAACUGAUCGUCACAUGGGCUAUGCGCCAAUGGUUCAGCGCUCAUCAAACGCACAGCUUCUUUGUGCUGAUGGGUGGUUUUAUGCUUUAUGUGGACGGGAAACCUUGCCUUACACUACGUCCUGAUUACAUUCUCAAACUGAUACGUGAAGGGUGUAUCGACGUCCCUACCCUAACGGCAAAGCAGAUUCACGACAGGAGUAAAGGCAAUGUGAUAUCGAAAGGAUUGGUCAUUCUUCAGGUGGCCUGGUUCGUUAUACAACUCCUCACCCGCGCCAUCUACCAUCUCGAAACCACCCAGCUUGAAAUGGGGACACUCGCUUUUGCGGUUCUCAAUUUCCUAACCUAUGCUGCGUGGUGGAACAAGCCUCUUGAUGUGCAAUGUCCACAUCCAGUGUACUGGAAGUUGACCGAGUCAAUGCCAGAGGAUCACAUUGAGUAUGUAUGCGCCUUAACAGUUAUCGCUGCUGAUCAUGUCAGCCUUAGUGUCAGUGACAGAGACGAACUCGCUCGGUUUGGGAUCUUGGCACCAUUCUUCCGCCCAAUUCUAGAAUUGUUGGGCAUUCCUGACAUACCCACAUCUCGAAAGCUCCAAGUCCCAACAUUCGAUGGCAGCAUCAAUCUCGAAGAUUCGGACAAGAACGUUCUUAAGAUUGCUGCAUUACUUAUGGCAAUCAUUUUUGGCGUCAUCUAUUAUAUGGCUUGUAUUUUUACCCUCUUCACAGGCCAGGAACAGUUCUUAUGGUUCAUGAGUGCCUCCGUUAUAAUAUGGAUACCCUUGUUUUAUGUCGUUGCUCUAUUUCGCUUGGUGCUCCUGUCCUGGCUGUCCACACCAUUUUACAUCCUGGUCUGUUCACUUCAAGCGAUAUUGUACAUCACGGCUCGUACAGUCCUUCUGGUACUGAUGUUUACCACUUUACGCGAUAUUUCUCCUGACGCAUACAAAGCGGUGUCGUGGACUAGUUUGGUGCCACACUUAUAA